Rhizophagus irregularis DAOM 181602=DAOM 197198 is the source of this 1182-nucleotide messenger RNA. The record is from RefSeq and is a predicted model, not a curated record. NCBI's taxonomy places the organism in Eukaryota, Fungi, Glomeromycota, Glomeromycetes, Glomerales, Glomeraceae.
AUGGCCAUUUGUUUUGUAGUAGGUACCGAAAUUGAGAGCGCCUUUGAAGUUAAAGGCCAGACAGAAAUGAGCUUUUCAAACCUCAGGGAAAAAAUUUAUGAGAAGAACGAGAACGAUUUCAAAGGCAAAGCUUUUGAUGCCAACAAGUUGUAUCUAUGGAAGGUGAAUAUUCCUGGCGAUGUAGAAAAUGAUAAACUAAAAACACUGAAAACACUUGAAAGCAGAUCUCAUGAUAUAAAUGAUGAAAAUACUAUCAUACAAAAGCUUGGAGGAGAAAAGUUAACACCAUUUAAGGAUCUUGGUGACAUUUUUGCGUAUGGUAACUCCAAGAACAUCCGCAUCAUCGUACAACCACCACCUCCCGCUACCACUGCCAGCACUUUUAUCACGGGACCCUCUGGACUUGUCCACUUAUUUGUGGAUAAUUCCAACCUUUAUGUUCAAGGGAAAAAAAAUAUUGCUAGACUUGAAAAUUUGAGUAGCGUUGAUGAUGAAGGACUCCCCUCCUUUGAUGAAUUAAGAAUCGACUAUGGCAGACUACUGAAAACAAUUUUGGAUAAUCGCAAAGUUGGUGGAAGACCAUACCUCGUUGGUUCACAUCCUCCGUCGUAUGAUUCACUGUGGGAGUUUGUAGAAAAAAAUGGGUUUGAAGUAAAAGUUUUUAACAGAAAUCCCGAAAAUCACGAUAAGGAAGUUGAUACAGAAAUAACACGUGCUAUAACAAAAACCGUUAUUACGAAUGGUCCUGGCACAUUAAUUUUGAUAUCAGGUGAUAAGAAUCUAUGCCCUGGAAUAAAAGAAGCUCUAGAAAACAAUUGGAAGGUUGAAAUUUGGUUUUGGCCUAAGGAUAUACAUGUACAUUCAAGUUUAAAUUUUGUACAAAAAUCGCGUAACAGCUGCAUUCAAAGUCUACUUUCUAUGGGAAUAGCAGUAGAUCUAAUUAAGAAUACAAGUUUUAGAUUUUUAAAAGAUUAUUAUAAAUGCUUCUCAUAUGGUUAUGGACCAGACUUUACAAAUACAAUGCGAUUUAUUGAUAUCAGUAAUGGAUAUAUAUUUGAUAAUCAUGAAGUAAUAAAUUGCAAUCAGGAUUUAUUUAAAGCAAAAAAUUGGAUUAAUAAAAAUCACAAGGAGGUGCAAUUUCGGGAUUUAAAAAUCACAAGGAGAUGCGAUUUUGGGGAGUAA